AUGGUGGCCUUCAACACCGCCAUGUCGUGCUCCGAGAAUGUUGAGACGUGGACAAGAUGCUUGCAUUUGCUUCAUGAGCUCCAGGAGGCAAGAGCUCCUUCAGACCAAAAGAGCUACCGCUCUCCGAUUCGCAUGGCCGGCCACGGCUUAUGUUGGGAGUUGGCAGCGACUCUGCAUGUUCAUAUGGUGAGAUGCCGGAUUCCGGACCCGGAUGCCUCAGCCCUCAGCGCCGCGGCCUGGGCUGCCGAGGCCGCAGAAGCUGCGGCCACCGUGGCAAGGCUGUGCCCGGCGUGGCAGAUCAAAGCAACAACUGUGGCAAAAGACCGCCAGGGGCCGGGUUUGAUCGACAAGGCCAAAUCUGACAGUGUUAUGGUACGAAGGCCUGGCAAAGCUCCAGCGGAAAGCGUUGUCGGGUGCCCAGGUUGGUGUGUGGCAUUUCCAGACAUGGAUUCGCACCGGCGCGCGGUGCUUGGCGCCAGCUGGGCAACUCCAACCCUGGAACUUCCAGGGAUGGUGCCUCUCGUUUGGAAGGCGCCGAGGAUGUCCACCCAGCCUCCCGCAGUGGCCUGGGCGCCGCUGCAGCAGCUCAGCACUUCUCAGCGGCCUACCCACCGAUGGCCCCACCACGUCGUAACCCUGGGCGAGGCGGCAUGCGGCAUGAGUGGCUAUGAUGACUGUGCGGCCACAGACAUCUGUGUACAUAACUUAGCAGCACCUUAA
This is a messenger RNA of Symbiodinium necroappetens, 720 nucleotides long. The record is from the annotation of a GenBank genome assembly. NCBI's taxonomy places the organism in Eukaryota, Dinophyceae, Suessiales, Symbiodiniaceae.